Solanum verrucosum is the source of this 533-nucleotide messenger RNA. RefSeq lists its product as uncharacterized. The record is from RefSeq and is a predicted model, not a curated record. The transcript is spliced from 2 exons. The coding region runs from base 121 to 396 and encodes 91 amino acids. NCBI's taxonomy places the organism in Eukaryota, Viridiplantae, Streptophyta, Magnoliopsida, Solanales, Solanaceae.
AUCAUUCUCCAACUAUAUCAUAUUUCAAAUAGAAAGUAUGCAUUGACCCUUUCAAUAUUUAAUCUCUUAUAUAAAGCUCAUUUGAUAUAAGGGAGAUAAUAGCUACGGAGAAAAGAAAAGAUGGCUGAGUUCAUUGAAGAUACAAAUACAAAGAACAAGAAUGAAGAUCCACCCAUAAGCCUUGUUUCUGAUGGAAAAUCUUCUAAGGAACCAUCAAAAAAUGACCAAGUAGUAGAAACACAACCAGAAAAUAGUACACAAAAUCAAGAAAAAGAAAAUAUUAUUGCUCAACAAGGCCAAGAAGAAGAGGAGGAGAUGAAUGCUAAUGAUGAGGAAAGAGCAAAUUUUUCAACACCUCCAGGAAAAAGAUCAGCUCCUAAACCUAAGACGGGUUAAAAUUAAUUAAUUAAUUAAGUCUUUGGGAAUUCCAAUAUUGUGAUAAUUAUUUCAAGAAACCUAGUUGUUUUCUAGGUUUUUUUUUUUUGGUUUGUUCUUCUCAUUUUUAAUAUUGUAAUUUGUAAUGGUUAAUUCUU